Dentiscutata heterogama is the source of this 810-nucleotide messenger RNA. The record is from the annotation of a GenBank genome assembly. Lineage: Eukaryota; Fungi; Glomeromycota; Glomeromycetes; Diversisporales; Gigasporaceae.
AUGCCUCCAGCUGCAUACUCAACUUUUCAUACUCAUUCUACAACAGCCUCUGCUUACGUUGCUGCCACUAUGAAUUCACCUAAUACCAAUAACUCUUCAAAUAAAACUCCUAAUAACAGAAGGGUCAUUGAUAAUGAUUAUAGAUAUAAAGUUGUAGAUGAUAUUUGUGCUGAAACAAAUUUAUAUACUAUAAUUGGUGUUGACCGGGGUUGUAGUUCAGAUGAACUUAGAAGAGCUUAUAUCAGUAGGUCCCGGAUCUGUCAUCCUGAUAAAUUUCCUGAAUAUCCAAAAGCAACUGAAGCAUUUCAAAAAUUGGCUUAUGCUUAUGAAACACUGAAUAAACCAUCAACGCGUCGUGCUUAUGAUAUAUCAGGAACUAGUGAUUUAGGUAGUGUCAAUGGUACUGGUGACGAAACGUUACAUGAUGCAUUAAAUGAAGGUAAUCCUGGUCUCAACUUAGGUGAAGAUGCUAUUGAGACUUUGGAAACUGCCUUCCGACGAAUGAGAGAAUUACUUUUAGCUGGUAAAAAAUACGUUAAAAUUGUUCAAUUCGAAUUAAUCCGUCUAUAUGAAAUUCAACAACAACUUCGUGCUCUUUCAUACUUUGAUGUAUUUGGUCGUCUGCGAUUAACCAUCCAACUUGCUCGAAUAACGCUAACAAUACCUUUAUUAAUUGAUAAUUCAAUGAAAGCUGAAUUUGAGCAUUUAGGUGGUAAAUCUGGUAUGAAUAAGGGACUAUUAGGUGAUGGUAUGGCUAAAGUCAUUGCUGGUCUAGUGACUAUUUUGGAUCGAGGUGAAAAGUUUGUAUAA